Messenger RNA from Gadus chalcogrammus (walleye pollock), 2073 nucleotides. RefSeq names its product ankyrin repeat domain 6a (gene ankrd6a). The coding region runs from base 1 to 2073 and encodes 690 amino acids. Gene Ontology annotation, molecular function: protein binding. Lineage: Eukaryota; Metazoa; Chordata; Actinopteri; Gadiformes; Gadidae. The transcript has 13 exons. The record is from RefSeq and is a predicted model, not a curated record.
AUGGUAGUGAUGAGCGAGCCGGCGUCAAAGCACGUCCCCCAGCAUCAGACCCGGCCCCCCUGCCCGGCCCAGGGCCACCGGACGGCACUGCACAGGGCAGCCGCCGCGGGCAACAGCGACGCCAUGGCUGCCCUGGUCCAGGGAGGCUGCGCCCUGAACCUACAGGAACGGGAUGGCAACACAGCCCUCCACGAGGUGUCCUGGCACGGCUUCUACCAGUGUGUCAAACUACUGGUCAAGGCAGGAGCAGAUGUUAACGUCAAAAAUAAGGCCGGCAACACGGCUCUACAUCUUGCGUGUCAGAACGCACACGCUCAGAGUGCACGCGUCUUGCUGCUCGGAGGUUCAGCGGCUGACGCCAAGAACAAGGCGAGGGACACCUGCCUGCAUGUAUCCUCUCGUUACGACAACGUCAAGGUGCUGAAGCUUCUGCUGAGCACACUGUGCUCUGUGACGGAGCAGAACCAGGAGGGGGACACGGCCCUGCACACGGCCGCAGCGCUCAACCACAAGAGGAGCAUCCAGCUGCUGCUGGAGGCUGGAGGAGACGGGAACGUCCGGAACAACGCAGGCAGGACGGCUCUGGACAGAGCGAAGGAAAACAACAGCACAGAGGCAGCGUUGGUCCUCGCCCGGGCUCCCCAGGUGCAUCGCUUCAUGCGAGGAAGAACGAUAAGGAAGCAGAGAGAGAGAGUGAGGGCCGAGCGUAGGACCCAGUCCGUCAAUAGUGUCGACACACUGGCUAAAAGGGAGAGCGCCUCGUCCGCCGAAGACAACGAGCUAGACUCUGUGCCGAGGGCUACCAGACUGAGGGCCACCCGACCGAGGGCCACCCGACCGACGGUCUUCGCGACUGGCUACCAUUGUCAUCCCCACCGUCGCCGCAAGAUGGCCGCCCUCACCGCCGGAGGACCGCACGGCCGAGGGAGUGGGGCCUUGAAUGAAGAUCAUGCAGGGAGUGGAGAGGGAGUCCCUUCAGAGACCCAAAGGAGGAAAGGACUUCUCCCGUCCGGCAACUGCAGGGAACCUCCGAAGACCAGGGCCUAUCAGCUAUACACACUCUUCCGAGACAGACACGGCACGGUACGACAGGCUCCUGCCAGAGGGAGCCACUGUAGGGCCCGCUUCAGGAAGCUGGGGGGCCAGAUCCGAGCCACCCAGGAGGAGAUGAAGUGGCACAUCGUGAGCUUGCAGGACCAGUUCAAUGUCCAGCUGGGAAGGCUGCACCGCAGGAACCUACGUCAGCAGGCAGCGAUGAGCCGGGACCUCAAGCGGUGGUGCAUGUCCCGGAUGAGGGACAUGGAUCUCCCGUCCAGCCCCGAGCCUUACGCUCUGCUCCAGUCACCCUCUGUGGAGGUCUCUGUGGCAGAGUCUGACCUGCUGGAGUCGACCCUCCCUCUGCUGGAUGUGGUGCCUGGAGACGACAGCAGCAGCAACAGCUCCUCCCUGGCCACCUACGUCAGCGGUCUCCCCAGUCUUCCCUCCUCCUCCACCCUGGCCAAUGACGACCACAACCACCAGACACCAGAGGGCCUGCCAGUGAGCUCUGCUGACUCCUGCUGGCGGCUUCCGGGAGUGACGCUCCGGGGUUCGGUGGUUCCUCCGGCCGUCGUAGGCUUGGGGAGGGCCAGGGGCAGAUCCACCAGUGGCAGUAGCAGCAGUAGCUUGUUUGCUGUCCCAGCCAAGCCCGGAAAGGCCGAGAUACUGGCGACCCGGGGCCAGCGGUUAGGACACAGGAGCUACGGCUGGGCCUGCAAGAGACGGCUUAGUGAACCCGUGCUGGCCCGUGGGCGGGCUACCGCUGGCACAAGCACUGACAACGACGCUAUGCUGGGGGUCUGUACCGACCGGCAAACGUUAAUCCAGGAAAGGAACCAUCGGCAAGCUGUUGAAGUGACUCAGCGGUUCUUCGAGGCGGUGUCGGCCCAGCUGGAGCGCUGGUACGAGAGCAAGGUGCAGGAGGCCAAGCGACAGGCAGAGCUGAGGGCACAGCAGGACAUGAGGCGGCUCCUGCAGCGAAUCACCGCCCUGGAAGAGGAGAUCCAGCGGCUGACAGCCAAUGACAAGGCCUAG